Melospiza georgiana is the source of this 3524-nucleotide messenger RNA. RefSeq lists its product as uncharacterized. Gene Ontology annotation, molecular function: protein binding. Lineage: Eukaryota; Metazoa; Chordata; Aves; Passeriformes; Passerellidae. The record is from RefSeq and is a predicted model, not a curated record. The coding region runs from base 161 to 3409 and encodes 1082 amino acids. The transcript has 11 exons.
AAAGAAACGUCAUGAAAGACAAUGCCAGAACAGUCAGUGUUCAAAAUGUUCAAAGUAUGAAUGCCCUUUAACUAAACAUUCAGCAGAACACAGGGCUAAAUAUAAGGGAUCCUCUCUGCAUAAAAUUCAAAGUGCCAUCAAUGAAAGUCCCUCCCUGGAAAUGAACAUUGAAACUAAACACAUUCAGGUGGAAUAUACCAGCAGAAAUAAAAAUCUGAAGGUUAACAUCAAAGCUGGUGAGCAGGCGCAGAGCAAACCACUCAACAGGGAACAUGAAGAUACAUACUGGAGUGAAACAGAUUAUUCUGUUACAGAGGCACUGGGUAACACAGACUGUGAGUCAUUGCUUAGCUUUCAUGAAAAAGCAGAUUUUACAUUUCCAGAUGGAUAUACACUUCUUCCUCCACCUAAAGAAUUUGCUGACUGUGACAAAAUGCACCUGGAUACAAUUGCAGAAGGCAUAUCUUCAUACCCUGUUAAUAGCAGAAAGGAAUCUGACAGUCUCACUACAGCCUUGAGUAUUUGGGGGGAAGAAAAUUAUUUCUGUAAACUUAACACAGAGAACUAUGAAGACCAUACCAAUGAACAGGAAGAUUUUUCAAAGGAUAAAAUACUUUUCUCAAAAAUAAAUAAUACUAAUUGUCUCGUAGCUAUUAAUACCUUGCAUAAUCCAAACAAUGGGAAAGAAUGCGUUAAUAAGAGCAAUGUAUUACGUCAAGAAAGAAAUAACUGUGACAAACACAGAGAUAGAGGACCCAAAACAGCAAGAAGAAAGUCUUUCCCAGAUACUACCCUGGAGGCACCAUCACCAGUUCACCGUAGAAGGGAUUCUGGCUUUUACUCACUGCCGUCCUUAAAUGUAUUGCUUAAGGAGACCAAAGCAGAUGUCCAUAACAGGAACUCACAUAUUCCUAUGAAAUAUAAGGAACUUUUUAAGUGUCCUGACUUGACCUCCUCUCUGACAGAGCUUUGCAAGUAUCCUGACUUGACCUCCUCACUGAGAAAUUUGAGAAGUCUUAAGUCUUCAUAUCAGUAUGCUUUGACAUCAUUUGAUCGUAAUAUUACCAUUUAUCCAUCUGAGCCUGAAGAAGGUGUCUGUCUAGAUGGCACUUGUUUACUGAAAGACUGUGCAGACUGUGUGGGGCAAGAUGAAGAAACAGAAGAAACACUAAUGGAGAGUCUUCAUUCCAGAGGUACUACACCUGACAAAAGAGAAAAUGACCAUGAAGAGCCUCUGGGAAACCUAUCCAUGUGGGAAGAAGACUCAGAGUCUACUGAAGCUUUAGAUAAAGAGAAAUCAGAGUACAGCUCUGUAGAAAAGCAUGUUGAAUGGCAAAACAAAUCUCACCUGAUACAAGCCUCUACACUUUCUACAAGCCCUUCGGGUGAGUUCAUUAAUGAUAAAGGAAGUACUAAUUAUGCAUCUACAGAAAGCAUCCCAAUACAAUGUUCAGUUUUACAGUUAAAUGUUCACCCACCUUAUGCACAGUCUGAGGUUACAAAUAAAAGGAGAGACUCAGUACUGACUGACCCUCCAGUGAUAACCGGAGAAGUAGAAGCAAGACUUGUCCAAGGCAACACUACAUUGACACCUGAAUGUUUUGGCUCUGCAGUGAGGAAAGAAUCUAACCUUACCUGCAGUAUACAAGAAAAAUCCUUGCUGUCAUCCUUGUUAGAUCACAAAGAGAAUGACAUGAAUAAAGCAUUGGAAAGCCUUUCUGAGGUACAGUACGUAUCUGGAGAUGUCCUUGUUGAAUCUGAUUGCCGUAAUAAUUCAGCACAGAUCUUCGUAUUAUCUACCUCUUCAGUAUGCACAGAAAAUAAAGAGAAUUUUACAGAACAUUUAAACAUUAAGCAAAGAUUGGAGGACUUUUGCAGUAAACAGUCAACUGACAAUAGUUUAAGGAGAGAGCCUGGAGUAAAUCAACUACCUCUGUUAGUCAAGUCUAACUUUGAAGAAAUUGAAUCAAAUUUUGAAAUGAAAGAAGAUUAUUAUGAGACUGCAGAUAUGUCAUCAUCAGUAAGACAUAUUAGUCAGAAAGACUUGAAAUCAGAAAUGAAUAAAACAAGAAAAUUGCCUUUGAAGAAAGACGCCAGAGCAAGUGACAGUUCCCAGGAAGAUGCAAUAGAUCAGUGGGCCAGAAGACGGAAACAGUUCAAAGACAGCAAAAAGUGCAGUUCAACUGGAGGAAGCUCCAUAAACAGCACAAUCACUGAGGGAUCAAUAAAUUCAGAGGAUGCUCGAUCAGUAGAUCUGGGACUAUAUUCUGAAAAUGAGGACAGAGGUUUUUAUACAGAAAAUUUUCAUUCUGCUUCCUGGGUUUUCAGAGGAGAUGACGUCUCUCCAGAUAACAGUCCUAGAUGUCUCAGCAAAAGACCUAGACCAGUGGCAAUUCGAGAAAGAACAGUGAAGAUUGCAAAAGGAACUGGCAAUUACCCUUGGGGUUUCAGGAUCCAAUUCUCAAAGCCUAUCCUUGUGACUGAAGUUGACACAAAUAGUGCAGCUGAAGAAGCAGGGCUUCAAGUUGGGGAUAUUCUGAUAGCAGUAAAUGGAACUGAUGUCACCAGCAUGCCACAUUCAGAAGCUGCAAAUCUGGCAAGGAAAGGUCCUGAUAUCCUGACAAUGAUAGUGGGAUCAGACAUCAGCCGUUACCCCAACACCCCCAAACCUACUUGCCGAGGAUAUCUGCACAAGCGAACACAAUCAGCAAUACUGAAGGGCUGGAGAAAGAGGUGGUUUGUGCUGAAACAUAAUGGUUACCUACACUAUUACAAACACAAGAAGGAUGAAGGGAAGUGCAGACCCCUGGAAGUAACAAAGCUGGAAGGAGCAGAAAUUGGUGUCGACACAAGUCUGGGUAAACCAUUUGUUUUUAAAUGUAUACCUCAAGCUGGAAACAGGAUUUUCUACUUCUGUGCAACUUCCAAUCAAGAAAUGAAGAGGUGGCUGGAGGCUAUGGAUAAAGCAGUGCAUCCCAUCCAUCAGAACCAUGUGUGGGUAGAUGUCACACUGCAUAACACUACACUCCCACCACUGGCUAUCAAGAACCCCGAGUGCCUGGGACUUCUCCACCAGCUGGACAGGAGCAAAGAUGUCUGGAUUCAGCACUACUGCAUUCUGAAGGAUGGUUGUUUGUACUUUUAUGCCACUCUCCGGUCUACACCUGCCCAAGGUGGCCUUUACCUGCAGGGCUACAUUGUGAGUGAGCAGUCCCUGGGCUCCAAGAGAUCUGUCAUUGAACUCAAACCUCCAUCCGAAGAAUUUAAAACUUUUUACUUAUGUGCAGAGAAUGUAAAUGAAAACAAAAGGUGGAUUACAGCUUUGAAAGCUUCAAUUAAUAAAUGGUUACCCCUACACCAGGCAAUCCAAGAUUUCAUGAACAGACCACUGGAGGAGACAAGGAUGUGAGAAGAAAGCUCAGGUUUUCCCCUGUUUCUGUUCUGCAUUUACGAUUCCAUACUGUAUCUUUUGAGUCAUCUCAAGAGAUAUUCUAGCAGCAGUUAAUCUUUAGCAUUGCUAUACA